This is a messenger RNA of Anthonomus grandis grandis, 3333 nucleotides long. RefSeq lists its product as uncharacterized. The record is from RefSeq and is a predicted model, not a curated record. Gene Ontology annotation, biological process: DNA integration. The transcript has 2 exons. The coding region runs from base 93 to 1184 and encodes 363 amino acids. Lineage: Eukaryota; Metazoa; Arthropoda; Insecta; Coleoptera; Curculionidae. Gene Ontology annotation, molecular function: nucleic acid binding.
UAAUUCCAUAUGAUAAAAAAUUUCCUAUUAUUUUAGAUAAUAACAAUUUUAGUAAGUUAAUAAUAGAAUAUGAACAUAAAAGGAAUUUGCAUAUGGGCGCCCAAAAUUUAUUAGCGAACAUUCGUUACAGAUUUUGGAUUUUGGGUGGUAUUAGUGCGGUCAAAAGAGUACUGCGUAAAUGUAUUGUAUGUUUUAAGGUUAAUCCCUCUAGCAUUCAUACUUUGAUGGGUGAACUGCCUGAGCGGAGAAUUUCACCUGCUAGACCUUUUUUUACUUGUGGCGUGGACUACGCAGGUCCCUUUAACAUAAAGACUUCAACUUUGCGAAAUAGCAAAAUUUUAAAGGCUUACCUAUGUGUGUUCAUUUGUUUCGUUACGCGAGCCGUUCAUUUAGAAGUCGUUUCCGACCUCUCAACUAGCGCCUUUUUAAAUGCUUUAAAACGGUUUAUUAGCCGGCGUGGCAAAUGCCAAACUAUAUUUUCUGAUUGUGGCACAAAUUUUGUGGGCGCUAACCACGAAAUGAGGGAUUUUAUGAAUUUAAUUAAUAAUGAAAAUUUUAAUAAUAAGGUGAUCAAACAAUUGUCUCAAGAUGGUAUAAAUUGGAAGUUUAUACCGCCUCGAUCCCCUCAUUUCGGUGGUUUGUGGGAGGCUGCGGUAAAACAGGCAAAAUACCAUUUAAAACGCAUUGUAGGCAAUGCAACCUUAACUUUUGAGGAGUUGACAACAGUUUUUACUCAAAUUGAGGCCUGUAUGAAUUCCCGGCCGCUUAGCGCUUUAUCUAAUGAUCCAAAUGAUCUUUCGCCGUUGACUCCGGGACAUUUUUUAAUUGGAGACUUGUUGGUGGCUCUUCCGGAGUCUGAUGUGAGUGAAGUGAAUCCGAAUAGGUUGAAUAGAUUUCAGUAUGUGAAACAGCUGGUUCAGCAUUUCUGGAAUCGCUGGCAAAGGGAAUGCCUCAGUGAACUAAUUAGACGUUCUAAGUGGGAUCAAGUUACUGGUCCAACCAUCAAAAUUGGUGACUUAGUGUUGUUAAAGGAAGAAAAUCUACCGCCUUUAAAGUGGUCCCUAGGUCGGGUUUUAGAAUUAUAUCCGGGCAGUGAUAAUAUAACUCGGGUUGUGUUGGUCAAGACUGACCAUGGUAAUUUUAAGCGCGCUGUAGCCAAAUUGUGCAUUCUGCCACUGGCUUAAUUUGUAAAUAGUUAGUACCCUUUUAGUGAAUAAGAAUAAUAUGUUAACUUGUAGAUUAAGUUCUUUUUAAAUUGAAAUUAUUCAUAUUAGGAUUAAUUUUUUUGUUGAAAGAAGGUGAUUCUUUCAAGGCCGGCGGUAUGUUGCGUAAUUCAAUUUAAAUCGACAAAAAAUAUAAACAAAAUUUAUUUUAAUUUGUUACGCCACUGUUCUUUACGGCGGCGCUAUGUAAUAAAGGAAACCACCCCGCCCGCCUGUUAUGACACCGGCUUGUAACGGCCUAUCCUGAGAUAGAGUGAGUCGAGUAGUCGUCGGUGACGAGGAGUCGAGAGAAAUGUUGCCCUUGAUUUGCAAUAAUGUGCAUGUGUAAUAAUUAGUCUUUAAUUGGGGUUGUAAUGGGAUUGGGGUGAAUUUGUCCUAAAUAAAGUGUAGUGCAAGUGACAUUGGGUUUUAUUGGCCCAGUGAAAUGGAUAUCAAUACGAGAAAUAGAAAAUAGAUAACGGGUGGAAUUCUCGAAGUCCCCCACAAAAUCCUUUUACCUGCGCCCAUAUCAGUUCUAUAGGAUUUAGUUCGCAAUGAUAUGGCGGUAAGCGCAGUACAGUUAUAUUAUAUUUUUCGGCUAUAUCUUCCACGGCGUAUUUCAUGAAACGAGUUUUGUGUAAGUUUGCUAUUGCCAGCAGUUCUUUUUUUAUCAAAUUUGCUUCAAACGCAAUACCUUUUGCAGUCAGCCAAUCGAUAAUUUCUUGCUUUCUCCAACUUGAAGUUGGCGUCUUCUCUAUUCGCCGUGAAUGAUAGCUUGCGUUAUCCAUAACCACCACCGAAUUAGCCGGAAGAAAUUUUAUCAUUUCACCAAAAUAGUCCUCGAAAACGUCUGAGUUCAUGUCUUCAUGGUAAUCUCCUGUGCGAGUCGACUCAAAGGUUAGCAGACCUUCUUUUAAAAAUCCCUCUUCGCUUCCAAUAUGUGUGAUUAUAAGUCUUUUUCCUUUUCCCGAAGGUACUUUAAUACCCGUAGACAGGCCUUCUAUGAAAGCUUGGCAAGCACUGGUUAUAUUUUUGUCUUGCCACAUUUUUUGGACUAUAUAACCUUCGUUAAUCCACGUCUCAUCAAGAUAAAAAACUUUCUUUUGCUCCCUGCGGUACUGCUUGAUACUUCUCAAGUAUUGUCGUCUCCAACAAACAAUUUCGUCGCUCACCAGUAAAAGUGCUUUGCGGCUAUCCUUUUUCCAGGCAAAAUCCAUAUUUUUUAAAGUUUUCCAUAAAAGUUUUCUACUUAUCAACGGAAUACUGUCAUCUCGGCCAAGCUCCAUUAAAAUUUUGUCUAGGGUGGGUAUUUCCUUUUUAAAAUAAAAAGAGUAAACUUUUCUUCGAAUUAUACAUUUAGCAUUUUCAUCAAGGACUUUUGUAGGCCGUCCUGGCUUUUGCUUGGGAGAUUCCACUUGACCUGCUACUUUUCUUUCCCGCAACAAUUUGAAAAUGGUGGACUUUCCAAUUCCACUCAUUCGAGAACAUUUUUCAACAAUUUCUUGCACAGUAAAACUAGGGUAAUCGUGUUUUAUGCAAUCAUGUACAUUUAAAAUAAUAACUUUUUCACUCAGCGAUAGUGGAGAAUAAGUACAUCUUUUCGUUGGACUGAAUACCUCCAUUUUUUAAAUAUUGGGAUAAUAAUAUUGUGAUUACACUACAGCGUAGCAGUGACUACUAACGUUUAAAAUAUGAUUUAAAAGUAUUUAUAGUCUGUAUAUAUUACCUGACCCCAUUUUUGCAUGUUACAAAGCGUUAAAAGAUAGGUACCUAUACAAAAGUAUUAAAAGUAUUUAUUUAGUAUUUAAUCUCUUUCAAAAUAAAGGCAUUUAAUCCGUGAAAAUUAAAUUCAUAAAUAUUAUAAGUACCUGCGCCUAUGAACUACCACGAAAUGUAGCCAAACAGAACGGAAUUCCCCAGUUUAUUGCUCUAUACACUUCUGAAAUAGAGAGUCACAUCCCUAGAAUAGUCAUUAUAGCUGACUAUGUAAAUUGUCUCUAUAUAUACGAUCGUCGUUAGGUUAAGUUUAGCAUUAGUUCCGUGUCAAAGCUCGCUGUUCGGGAUUAUUGUUCACCAUACGUUUGUACUUCUAGUUAACCUUAUUUUAAUAAAUGUUUUUUUAAAAGAAGCU